AUGAACGUGGAGCAGUGUAUUCGGGAAGUUGGCAUUCAUAGUGGAAGAAUGCCGGGCUUUCUAUUUGCCUACUAUCUGGCCGACAACAAGGAGCCAUGUUUGGAUAUGAUGAAAACAUCACACCUUCUGCUGAUGACCGACUGGGCGUACUUCGUAGUCUCGGGGUUCAAGACCAAGCCUGGUGUGGUGAUCUUGAUCAGAAGGAAGCUGUUUGUUCGCGUUGAUCGCUCUCAACUCAUCUCGCAUGGAAAAUCUUCAAUCGGACGACUGCUGUACAAGAUCCAUAUAUGGCACUCUACCGCCGAUGUGGAGGCAUGUUGGCCGUUUUACGGAAUCCUGAGUGCCGUGGAUGGUGAGAUUGAGACGUGGAGAAAGAUCGUCGCGUCAAAUCCGGAGCCGAAGUGGAAAUUGUGCAGCCAAACACUUUCUUGA
Penicillium canescens is the source of this 432-nucleotide messenger RNA. RefSeq names its product dipeptidyl-peptidase 3. Bases 1 to 432 code for a protein of 143 amino acids. The transcript has 3 exons. NCBI's taxonomy places the organism in Eukaryota, Fungi, Ascomycota, Eurotiomycetes, Eurotiales, Aspergillaceae. The record is from RefSeq and is a predicted model, not a curated record.